This is a messenger RNA of Pseudomyrmex gracilis, 1954 nucleotides long. RefSeq names its product peptidoglycan recognition protein-like. Bases 213 to 941 code for a protein of 242 amino acids. The record is from RefSeq and is a predicted model, not a curated record. Gene Ontology annotation, molecular function: N-acetylmuramoyl-L-alanine amidase activity; zinc ion binding. Gene Ontology annotation, biological process: peptidoglycan catabolic process. The transcript is spliced from 3 exons. NCBI's taxonomy places the organism in Eukaryota, Metazoa, Arthropoda, Insecta, Hymenoptera, Formicidae.
UAGGGUAAUACACCAACAUUGUCCCGUUAUUAUUUUGUCUCAAGUAAAGGAACAAAAAGGAGAUAGGGUUAAGGAACCACCAAACGAGUUGAAUAAACGUACGACUUCAUCGAGGGACUUCCCGGCUGCCGUUCAAUUUUUUGUUUAAAAGCAGACGCAGUUACACGAUAGCCAGUCAGUUUCAGUUUUGAUACACGCUGUAACGGUCAAUCAUGAGAUCACAGUUCUAUCUCAUUUUGUGCGCUUUAGUAUUGGUUUUCGAUAAUCUUGAACAGGUGCUCGCAAUUCCCAUUGACAGCACAAAUUUUAUUAAUGUUACUGGAUGUCCGAGAAUCGUUAGCCGAGAAGAAUGGAAGGCUAGAAAACGUCUCAAUUUCGAAUUCAUGCCAGUGAUACCGACACCUUAUGUGGUAAUUCAUCAUGGUGGCAUACGUCAGUACUGUCGGGAUCAAGAAUCAUGCUCAGCGAUCGUGAGAUAUUAUCAAAAUCUUCACCUGGACGAUCGCGGCUGGUGGGACAUUGGCUAUAAUUUUCUCAUCGGCGAAGACGGUAAUGCUUACGAGGGUCGCGGCUGGAAUUACGUCGGUGCACAUUCACCUGGUUACAACACUCAGAGCAUUGGCAUAUGCAUUAUAGGAGAUUUUUCUGAUUUUCUCCCGAACGCGGCCGCCUUGAAGACGCUGAACGAGUUGAUAGCUUGCGGAAUUUCACUCGGCAAAAUAAGUGACAAGUAUAAUGUGAUCGGUCAUCGGCAGGCACGCAACACGGAAUGUCCUGGCGAGAGCUUUUACAAAUACGUAAUUGCUCUUCCCAGGUGGACCGCGAAUCCGGUACCAAUUUAUUCGAACACGACUACUACCACGACGACUACCACAACGGAGGCAACGGUGCAAAGCGAAAAUAUCAUAGAUGAAAAAACUAAACCGAAAAAUACACAAUAAUGACAUUUUAGGUAAUUGUCGUGUAGGUCACAAAUUCACACACACACACAUACUGCAUUCUAUUAUAAAAUGAAAAAAGAAUUACUAUUUCUAUCUCUGCUAUUAUUAUUAUGAAACGCUCAUGCGCAGCUGAAAAUGGCAGUUUUAUAAAAAAAAAAGUAAACAAGUUUUCUCUUUCGAGAUGAAUCCCUCAAUGAACACUCUUCUUAUACUAAAUUUUCAAUAUUUACUGUCAUAUAAUAAUAGUUACGUUAAUAUCACAAUUAAAUUGGUCGAUUUAAACGUGAAAUACAUACGUAUAUAUAAAUAGAAACAAAGAAAAAAUUUCUAUACGGAUUUUUUAAAAAGUUUUGAACGGUAUUGUAUUAAUUCAUGUGUAAAACCAUAUUUAAGUGCGACUGUACAACAAUACAUUGUUAUAAUAUUAUGCUGAUAUGCUUUGAGAUGUGUCAUAUCAGUUAGUCAUUUUCAAAUAGUUCGAUUAUUUUCGGGGAUGUCCACUGUAAAAUCACAAGUCCGUCCGUUACGUGAAAUUGAUAAGAUAUCGGUAUCGCAGUUUCAUGUAUUAUGCAAUGUUUUUGUAAGUUUAGAAAUGGGAAAGAAGAUAAAAGCCGCACUUGUUUUGUAAACGCAUUUCGCAGUUUGUGAUAAUCACAGCUUCGAUUUCACUUGAAAAACCACAAUAGUGAAUUUGUUUUUCUGAUGUUUUUGCACAUUACACAAUUGACAGGUCAGACGAUGCAGCUGGUUUGUUAAUGUACCUGAAUGAGCACGUUUCUUUUAAAUUGUAUACAAAUAAGUAGCAAUAUACUUUAUGAUAUUUAUCACUUUAUAUGUAUUUAAAAUAUAAUUAAUGACUGUAGCACACACAUAUGUUACAUUUUUUCUUGCGCUUAUAAUGUAAUACAUUGAUAAGUCAGAUUAUGCAACCGGUUCGUUAAGGUACUUGGACGAGCACAUGUUCCUUUUUUAAUUGUGUAAAUAAUUAACAAUUCACUUUAUGAUAUUUAUUA